GGCAGCGGGCAGAUACAGCUGUGGCAGUUCCUCCUAGAACUUCUGUCUGAUCACUCCAAUGCCAACUGCAUUGCCUGGGAGGGCACCAAUGGAGAGUUCAAGCUGACCGAUCCCGAUGAGGUUGCCAGGCGCUGGGGGGAGCGGAAGAGCAAACCCAACAUGAAUUACGACAAGCUCAGCCGCGCCCUGCGCUAUUACUACGACAAGAACAUCAUGGCCAAAGUACACGGAAAGAGAUACGCCUACAAAUUCGACUUCCAUGGCUUGGCGCAAGUGUGCCAAUCUGCACCCACCACCGAACAGUCGCUUUACAAAUUCCAAAGCAACCUACCACACUUACCUUUCCCUGGCCUCUCGAAACUUAACCUCAUGGCCUCCGGUGUCUCUCCGGCCAGCUUCUCUUAUUGGCCAAGCACCCCCUCGGCCCUGUAUCCUGGGCACAAUCUCCAGGUCCCUCCGGGGGGGUUUGGUUCUGUGUCCACCCAACAUCUUGGCUCUGUCAGCAGCGUGGGCAACAUGAGUGCCCAUUACCAUUAA
Messenger RNA from Staurois parvus, 537 nucleotides. The record is from the annotation of a GenBank genome assembly. Lineage: Eukaryota; Metazoa; Chordata; Amphibia; Anura; Ranidae.